Messenger RNA from Aspergillus aculeatinus CBS 121060, 1707 nucleotides. Its product is annotated as tRNA threonylcarbamoyladenosine dehydratase. The record is from RefSeq and is a predicted model, not a curated record. The transcript has 3 exons. Lineage: Eukaryota; Fungi; Ascomycota; Eurotiomycetes; Eurotiales; Aspergillaceae. Gene Ontology annotation, molecular function: tRNA threonylcarbamoyladenosine dehydratase activity; ubiquitin-like modifier activating enzyme activity. Gene Ontology annotation, cellular component: mitochondrial outer membrane. The coding region runs from base 125 to 1534 and encodes 469 amino acids. Gene Ontology annotation, biological process: cyclic threonylcarbamoyladenosine biosynthetic process.
CAAAGGGGACCUGUGUCGUUGAAAUCUGGUGUAUCUGGUUUUGCGACACUAGUCGGCGCAUACCUAUACCUACCCACCUACACGAGAAACUCCGAGACCAACCUAUAGAAGUACAAUUGCAAAGAUGUCAUCCUGGCUUCAGCGCCAGGGUAGCUCCCAUCAGUCGCAGCUGGCUGCUACGGCCGUACUCUCGGGCGCCGCAGUCGCUGGCGUCAUUCUCGGCUACCAAGCGCUGCGGCGGAAAGAAGCCGUCCAGCAGCUCAAGGCCUCGAUCCCAAACCUCAUCCUCGAACAACUCGCCCGGAACCGCGUCUUCCUGACGGACGAGGGCCUCGCGAAGCUCCGAUCCUCCUACAUCGUGGUCGUCGGCUGCGGCGGGGUGGGCUCGCACGCGGUGGCCGCGCUGGCGCGCUCGGGCGUGUCCAAGAUCCGGCUGAUCGACUUCGACCAGGUGACGCUCUCGUCGCUGAACCGGCACGCGCUGGCGACGCUGGCGGACGUGGGCACGCCCAAGGUGCACUGCAUCCGCAAACGCCUGGAGCAGAUCGUGCCGUGGGUGAAAUUCGACUGCCGCAACGAGCUGUUCGGCGGGUCGGUGGCUGAGAAGCUGCUGGCGCCGUGGGCGCAGAACGACGGCGACAAGGGCCGCAAGCCGGACUUCGUGCUCGACUGCAUCGACAACAUCACCUCCAAGGUGGAGCUGCUGCACCACUGCCAUACCCAGGGGAUCCCCGUCAUCUCCGCCAUGGGCGCCGGCUGCAAGUCGGACCCGACCCGCGUGACGGUCGGGGAUAUCUCGCACAGCACGGACGACCCGCUGUCGCGCAGCACGCGCCGCCGCCUCAAGCUCCUCGGCGUGACGACCGGCAUCCCCGUGGUCUUCUCCACCGAAAAGCCGGGCCCCGGGAAGGCGACCCUGCUGCCCCUGGCCGAGGAGGAGUUCUCCAAGGGCCAGGUGGGCGAGCUGAGCGUGCUACCGGACUUCCGCGCGCGCAUCCUGCCCGUGCUGGGCACCAUGCCCGCCGUCUUCGGCUACACCCUCGCCAACCACGUCAUCUGCGCCAUCGCCGGCUACCCGCAGGACUACAGUAUCGGCGGCAAGGGCCGCGACAAGCUGUACGACGGCGUCCUGGCCGCUCUGCAGGGCACCCACGAGCGUCUGGCUCGCGCCGAGUACGGGCCCACCCUCGUCGGCCUGCGGUUGCCCGUCAGCAAGGAUGAUGUCGGCUACCUGGUCGACGAGAUUUGGCGCGGCAAGAGCGCCGUCAGCGGUCUCCCCAGUCGCGUCUGCCUGGUGCCCUGGGAGCGGCCGCCGCGCGGCUUCGCCCCGGACCCGGAGUGGAUGCAGCAGGGCCAGACCUAUGUGCCUGUCGAGAUGAAGAACCUGGUCUGCAUGACCAAGGAUGAGGCUACCCGCCAUGAGAAGGAGGUUCUGCUCGGGGGCAAGACGCUCGAGGAGCUGUACGAUGAAAAGACGAUCGAGAUGGUGCGGAAGCGCCAGAAGGAGAUCGAGUUCUACGAACAAUAUCGGUGAGCUCGAGCUUUCAUCAUUUGGUCACGAUUUUGAUGCGCUUCCGCUCAUGUGUAUCACCACGAAUCCUAUUUUUGUAUAUGUGUGAUAGAUUAGAUUCUGUAUAGCGAGUGGGUAUAUUUUGAUUGAUUGUUACAUGACACGAGACUGUUAUGAUCGCAAGUUAGGAUCGGCAA